UCUCCUCCUCAGUAGGAGGGAGGAGUAAUGGUAAACUAAGCGCAACGUACAGUCACAGGUUAAAUGCUCGUCUGUAUCUGUUGCUGAGAAGUCACACCAGACACCAUGGACAGAAAAUUCCUUAGUUGGAUAUUUGUGCUUGGAUAUUUGCACGCAUCCUCUGGACAAACUACUACAUCUGAAACCCUGGGAACGUUUGAACCAUUUGUAUUCAAUAUGACUGCUACUCCCCUAAACACAACACCCCCAACGACCACAACAGAAGCAGUCCUGGACUCACUGGCACAUCUACAGGCGAAGCUAACUUCAUACGGAGAGGUCAGCAAUGCAACCAUCAUUAAACUCGUUAAACAGUUCUUUCGAGACAAUCUCCUGAAUGGAACAGCCCACGCAGUCACAGUGACAGAAAUUCAAAGGAUUGUAGAUUCAACCACAGCUGCAACUACCAUAAUCCCAACCACCAGACCCACGAUGCACAUCAACACAACUACAACACCAAUAACCCCCUUGACACCCACACCCCUGAACACAACAACACCCAUGACACCCACAACCAUGAACACAACAACACCCAUGACAUCCAUACCCUUAAACCAAACAGCACCCUUGACACCCACAACCAUGAACACAACACCCAUGAACCCCACAAUCAAGAACACAACAACACCCAUGACAGCCAUACCCUUAAACGCAACAGCACCCAUGACACCCACACCCCUGAACACAACAACACCCUUGACUCCUCCUGCUACUUAAACCAGAAUAGGAAAGCACUGCAUGAUUGUUGUAAGGAUGUAGAACACCAAGAAAUAUUUCAGUACAAGGAAGGAAGUCCAAGACAUCCUGUGUGCAGGUCAGCUUUUUUUUUUUUUUAAACUUUCCAUCGCAUGUGCUUGAGGCACACAGUAUGAAUAAGUGUGUGGGUUUGUGUGGUUUUGGCUAUUUGCCCUCUGUUUCAGACUCUUGCAGUCUCUUGUAUUUUUCUUCUCAACAUUGCUGAUUUCAUAUUUUUUCAAAUUAUUAUGUUUGUACUAAAAUUCUUCAUUGUUCUCUAACAAUUUAAAAACUAUUAUUUUGUGACAUUUCUGCACCGUCAAAGUCAAACCAUUAUAGACUUUCUGGUUUUGCUUAGAUGUAACACUAGAUUUUAUAAACCAAUCCGCAGUUUUAUUUCAUGUUUAAUAAUCCCCUUUUGAAAGAUAAAUAAAGAGACAAAUCUAUUUGAA
This is a messenger RNA of Dicentrarchus labrax (European seabass), 1226 nucleotides long. Its product is annotated as platelet glycoprotein Ib alpha chain. Bases 106 to 756 code for a protein of 216 amino acids. The record is from RefSeq and is a predicted model, not a curated record. The transcript is spliced from 4 exons. NCBI's taxonomy places the organism in Eukaryota, Metazoa, Chordata, Actinopteri, Moronidae.